This is a messenger RNA of Lonchura striata (white-rumped munia), 1090 nucleotides long. The record is from RefSeq and is a predicted model, not a curated record. Lineage: Eukaryota; Metazoa; Chordata; Aves; Passeriformes; Estrildidae.
ACCAGUAUGGGCUGGUGCGGGACAGCAUAGACCAGUACGGACCAGUACGGACCAGUAUGGGCCAGUAUGGGCCGGUGCGGGACAGUGUGGGACUGUAUAGACCAGUAUGGGCCGGUAUAGACCAGUAUGGGCUGCCCAGUAUAAACCAGUCCAGCCCAGUCCAGGCCAGCACAGGGGGGCGGGGCUGUCCCAGCCCCCCUGAGCGCGCUCCCUCCCGGCAGUCGGAGAUCGGCUUCGGGAAACUGGAGACCUACGUGAAACUGGACAAACUGGGAGAGGGCACGUACGCCACGGUGUACAAGGGCCGCAGCAAGCUGACCGAGAACCUGGUGGCGCUGAAGGAAAUCCGGCUGGAGCACGAGGAGGGCGCGCCCUGCACGGCCAUCCGCGAGGCCAUCAGCACACACAACGUCAGGGUGUCCCUGUGUGUCCCCUUGGUGUCCCUCUCUGUCCCCCGAGUGUCCCCGAGUGUCCCCGAGUGUCCCCAGCCCGUUUUUGGGGCGCAGCUGUUCCUGUUCCAGCUCCUGCGGGGUCUCGCCUUCUGCCACCGCCACAAAGUUCUGCACCGCGACCUCAAACCCCAGAACCUCCUGCUCAGCCGCCGGGGGGACCUCAAGCUGGCAGACUUCGGCCUGGCCCGGGCCAAGUCCAUCCCCACCAAGACGUUCUCGAGCGAGGUGGUGACGCUGUGGUACCGCCCGCCCGACAUCCUGCUGGGCUCCACCGAGUACAGCACCCAGAUCGACAUGUGCCCCGUGCCCCCAGGGACCCCGACGGAGGAGACGUGGCCGGGCAUCGGUGCCAACGCCGAGUUCCGGGCGCACCAGUACCCGCUGUACCCGCCCGAGGGGCUGCGGCAGCACGCGCCGCGGGGUGCGGGUUUAGGGGUGUGGCCUGGGCUGGCCCCGCCCUCUGAUCUGGUUCCGCUCCCCCCAGCCACGUCCAUCUUCGCCCUGAAGGAGAUCCAGCUGCAGAAGGAGCCGGGGCUGCGCUCGGCGGCCCUGCCCCCCACAGGUUCUUCCGCCUUCCGGGUGCUCGACACCGAGUUCUGACGUUGAGCAGCCCCGGGAUCGCAGCUGCGCCCCAGGAC